UUUUUAAUAGAAGUGAUGUCGAAUCAUUAGAAACUCAAGUUCAAGCCCGUUUGUCCCUAUUACCAUCUGGUGCAACUAGUACACCUCGCCGGUUUCUUAGAUUUUGCCCCACCCAAAGAGGAUAUGUAAAUGCACAUCCUCAUACUAAUCUUUAUCCUCUUUACAGUAUUAAUCCUGAUCAAAAUAAUAUUCAUAUACUUGUAGAACAAUUACCAGGAUCAGA
This is a messenger RNA of Racocetra persica, 223 nucleotides long. Lineage: Eukaryota; Fungi; Glomeromycota; Glomeromycetes; Diversisporales; Gigasporaceae. The record is from the annotation of a GenBank genome assembly.